Messenger RNA from Fopius arisanus, 1107 nucleotides. It is a transcript of the gene Snx16, whose product is annotated as sorting nexin 16. NCBI's taxonomy places the organism in Eukaryota, Metazoa, Arthropoda, Insecta, Hymenoptera, Braconidae. The transcript has 5 exons. Gene Ontology annotation, molecular function: phosphatidylinositol binding. Gene Ontology annotation, cellular component: late endosome; early endosome; extrinsic component of endosome membrane. Gene Ontology annotation, biological process: early endosome to late endosome transport; endosome to lysosome transport; protein targeting to lysosome. The record is from RefSeq and is a predicted model, not a curated record. Bases 130 to 900 code for a protein of 256 amino acids.
CUCGAUUCCCUCGUGUUAAAGUGGAUAAUUGGAAUGAAAAUAACUUCAUUAAUGUACCAUUCACCGAGCGAACAAUUGAGCUCCAACAAAAGACUGUCGCAUGAUUGUUUGGUAGUUGUUUCAUGAAAAAUGUCAAACUCUGAUACUGGUGAGGGUUGCAUCAGUGAGGUUACACUAGCUAUCAGUAAAGCAAGGGGUUCUCAUCAGGCAAGUGCCAGAAGAGUGCUCGAUAGUCCAGACUCCGAUGAAUCCGGUAGAUCGCAAUCCUUCACAGUACAGAGUUAUGAUUACACGGAUCAUAGAUCACCGAGUAACAAUCAUAGCCUUGGGGAUUGUUCCUCGAUUCCUAUUACCUCAGAUGACCUCCGCAUACCCAUUGUUGGGUAUGAAGUUAUGGAGGAACGAGCUAGAUUCACAGUCUACAAACUCCGAGUUGAAUUGAAAAACGGUGAUUGCUGGUUUGUCUUCCGCAGAUACACGGACUUUGUUCGAUUGUUAUCUCAAUUACGAAGGCAGAAGCUGCCGAUUACUCAUCUGUCUCUACCGAGAAAAAAAUGGAUUGGAGAUAAUUUUGCGCCUAGCUUCCUCGAGGAGAGAAUUCGAGGACUCCAGGUGUUCGUUAACAAUCUCCUGGGGACUCCAGUGCUCGUUGGCAACAAAAGUGCUCGAGAAUUUUUCUGUCUCGAUGAACCACCAGCACUGUCUGACACCGCUGAAGAAGCACGUGCAAUUUUCGAGGCUCUAGAGGACACAAUUUAUCAGGUGAGACAGCAACUGAGGGAGAGGGAGGCCGAAUUGACAGCUGAACGAAAUAUUUCUAAUGAACUUAGACACAAACUUCAUCGCAUAAUGACUGAGACGCAGCAGUGCUCGAAAUGCAGUGCCUUGGACAAUCUCUGAUACCUUCCUCCAGUCCCCCAACAAAUGACAAUUAUAUUAUCUAUAAAAGACUCAAUUAUAUUUAUACGAGCGUAACAAUUCGUACUUCGAGCUGUCAAAGGCAUUUACAUUCACCUAUAUACACAAAAUACAUUAUCUGAUACAUAUCUUCGUUAUCGUUGUAAACAAGGUGUUGAGUAAUUUUUAUAAAAAAUUAUUUAAACGUAA